This is a messenger RNA of Merops nubicus (carmine bee-eater), 787 nucleotides long. It is a transcript of the gene FUNDC2, whose product is annotated as FUN14 domain containing 2. Bases 42 to 491 code for a protein of 149 amino acids. The transcript is spliced from 4 exons. Gene Ontology annotation, cellular component: mitochondrial outer membrane. The record is from RefSeq and is a predicted model, not a curated record. Gene Ontology annotation, biological process: autophagy of mitochondrion. NCBI's taxonomy places the organism in Eukaryota, Metazoa, Chordata, Aves, Coraciiformes, Meropidae.
GGGGACUGUGGGACAGCAGUCCUGGCACUGAGCCUCUGCAGAUGCCUGCAGGUCUGAAGGAAGACUCGUUCAACGUGCUGGACCUGGCAGAAUACACCAAGAACCGGCCCUGGUGGCGCAAGGUCUUUGCCCCCAGCUCGGGGUCGAGUGCUGAGAAAUACAAUGUGGCCACGCAGCUGAUAAUUGGAGGGGUCACAGGAUGGUGUACUGGAUUCAUCUUCCAGAAGGUUGGAAAGCUGGCAGCGACAGCUGUGGGAGGUGGCUUUUUCCUGCUUCAGAUUGCAAAUCACACCGGAUACAUCAAGGUGGACUGGAAGCUGGUGGAACGGGACGUGAACAAAGCCAAGCAGCAGCUGAAAUUUCACAGCAGUGGUAACAAAAUGUCUCCAGAAGUGAAAAGCAGAGUGGAUGAGGUGAUCAUAUUUCUGAAGAAGAAUGUUAUCCUGACUGGAGGGUUUGCUGGAGGAUUCCUGCUUGGAAUGGCAUCCUAGAAACUGCACUCGACUCUCUCUUCAUGCCCAGCCUCCUCUGCCCACCUCUACUGUUGUUCUCUCUCACUUAGAAGUGAAAGGAUGUUGCUGACAGGCUCAGUCCAUUCUUCUCACAGGUUCCAGCCGUUAUUUCUCACAACACUGCUUCCAAUUUCCAACUUUUUAUUCUGUUUGAGCUGUUAGGGUGUUGGGAAUCUAUCUGAAAGCUUAUUACUCCUGAUGUGUCAUUGCAAUUCCUUGCCCUACCAAAUAUGCCCAGACCCAAAUUUUCUGAGUUACAGCCUCAUAAACAUGUA